This is a messenger RNA of Pantherophis guttatus, 4289 nucleotides long. It is a transcript of the gene NLGN3, whose product is annotated as neuroligin 3. Gene Ontology annotation, cellular component: membrane. The record is from RefSeq and is a predicted model, not a curated record. NCBI's taxonomy places the organism in Eukaryota, Metazoa, Chordata, Lepidosauria, Squamata, Colubridae. Gene Ontology annotation, molecular function: neurexin family protein binding.
CCCCGGCUCCUCCCGCGCCGGCCCGGCAUGGCUGCCGCGGGACCACCGCCGCCGCCGCCGCCGCCUUCGCCGCAACGGGAGCAGCAGCAGCAGCAGCAGCGCGUCGGCGGGACCACCUGUCUCCAAAGAGCUGCACCUGCAGAGAGGAAGAGCUCCUGAGCUGUGGGACUUUGGCCCUUGGCUGCCACCGCUCCUGCCUGCCACCCGGACCCCCCCCGGAGGGUCCUUUGAGCCACCCGCAUCUGCUUUAGGCCCGCUGUCCAGCGCUGCCCUCCCCAGACCAUGUGGCAGCUAUUGUGCCAAUGCCCGCUUCUCCUCCCGCCCUUCUCACAAGUGACCAAGGGGGCAGCCGGGUGGGGCGCACACUUGGCCCUCUGGAUCCUGGGCCUCGCCUCGGCCGUGGUGCGGAUGGAGAGCCAGGCCUACUCGCCCACCGUCAACACUCACUACGGGAAGCUCCGUGGGGUGCGUGUGCCCCUGCCCAGCGAGAUCCUGGGACCGGUGGAUCAGUACCUGGGGGUGCCCUACGCCGCACCUCCCAUCGGGGACAAGCGGUUCCUGCCCCCCGAGCCUCCACCGUCCUGGUCGGGCAUCCGGAAUGCCACCCACUUCCCCCCAGUGUGCCCGCAGAACAUCCACACCGCCGUGCCCGAGAUUAUGCUCCCCAUCUGGUUCACCUCCAACCUGGACAUUGUGGCCACCUACAUCCAGGACCCCAACGAGGACUGUCUGUACCUCAACAUCUACAUCCCCACCGAGGAUGUAAAGCGGAUUUCCAAGGAAUGCGCCCGAAAACCCAACAAGAAAAUAUGUAGGAAAGGAGGCUCCAGCGCUAAGAAACAGGGCGAGGACUUAGCGGAUAAUGACGGGGAUGAAGACGAAGACAUCCGAGACAGCGGGGCCAAGCCGGUGAUGGUCUACAUCCAUGGGGGCUCCUACAUGGAAGGCACAGGGAACAUGAUUGACGGCAGCGUGCUGGCCAGCUACGGCAACGUCAUCGUCAUCACUCUCAACUACCGCGUGGGAGUCCUGGGGUUCCUGAGUACCGGCGACCAGGCUGCCAAAGGCAACUAUGGGCUCUUGGACCAGAUCCAGGCUCUGCGCUGGAUCAGCGAGAAUAUCGCCUUCUUUGGUGGCGACCCUUUGCGCAUCACCGUCUUCGGGUCGGGCAUUGGGGCUUCCUGCGUCAGCCUGCUCACCCUGUCGCACCACUCCGAAGGUCUUUUCCAGCGAGCCAUCAUCCAGAGUGGCUCCGCUCUGUCCAGUUGGGCAGUCAACUACCAGCCGGUGAAGUACACCAGCUUGCUGGCUGACAAAGUGGGCUGCAAUGUUCUGGACACUGUGGACAUGGUGGACUGCCUGAGGCAGAAGACUGCCAAGGAACUGGUGGAGCAGGACAUCCAGCCGGCACGCUACCACGUGGCCUUUGGGCCGGUCAUCGAUGGGGACGUCAUCCCGGACGACCCCGAGAUCUUGAUGGAGCAGGGGGAGUUCCUCAACUAUGACAUCAUGCUUGGCGUCAACCAGGGUGAGGGACUGAAGUUUGUGGAGGGGGUCGUGGACCCGGAGGAUGGUGUUUCAGGCAGCGAUUUUGAUUAUUCUGUCUCCAAUUUUGUGGACAACCUGUACGGCUACCCAGAGGGUAAAGACACCCUGCGCGAGACCAUCAAAUUCAUGUACACAGACUGGGCUGACCGGGACAACCCGGAAACACGACGCAAGACCCUGGUGGCCCUCUUCACUGACCACCAGUGGGUUGAGCCGUCGGUGGUGACCGCUGACCUUCACGCUCGUUAUGGGUCCCCCACGUAUUUCUACGCUUUUUAUCACCACUGCCAGAGCCUCAUGAAGCCGCCCUGGUCUGAUGCGGCCCACGGAGACGAGGUGCCUUACGUCUUUGGGAUCCCCAUGAUUGGCCCCACCGACCUCUUUCCCUGCAACUUCUCCAAGAACGACGUCAUGCUCAGUGCCGUCGUUAUGACCUACUGGACCAACUUUGCCAAGACUGGGGACCCCAACAAGCCAGUGCCCCAGGACACCAAGUUCAUCCACACCAAGGCCAAUCGGUUUGAGGAAGUCGCCUGGUCCAAGUACAACCCCCGUGACCAGCUCUACCUGCACAUUGGCCUCAAGCCUCGGGUGCGCGACCACUACCGUGCCACCAAGGUUGCCUUUUGGAAGCACCUGGUCCCGCAUCUGUACAACCUGCACGACAUGUUCCACUACACCUCCACCACCACGAAGGUGCCGCCUCCUGACACCACCCAGAAUUCCCACAUGGCGCGCCGGCCCAAUGGGAAGGCCUGGAGCACCAAACGGCCGGCCAUUUCCACUGCCUACACCAGCGAGGGUUCGCAGGAGAAGUGGAACCCCGAGCAGGAUGGGGCAGGCACGCUCCUGGUGGAGAACCCCCGAGAUUACUCCACCGAGCUGAGCGUCACGAUUGCCGUGGGGGCCUCCCUCCUCUUCCUCAACGUUCUGGCCUUUGCAGCGCUCUACUACCGCAAGGACAAGCGACGGCAGGACACCCACCGCCAGCCCAGCCCGCAGCAUGCCCCCGCCACCAACGAUAUCGGGCACACCCCAGAAGAGGAGAUUCCCUCUCUGCAGACCAGCCAGGCGCACCAUGGAGACUGUGAGGCAGUCCCAACCCACGAUGCCCUCCGCCUCACCGCCUUGCCCGACUACACGCUCACGUUACGCCGCUCACCCGACGACAUUCCACUCAUGACGCCCAACACCAUCACCAUGAUCCCCAACUCCCUGGUGGGGCUGCAGACCCUGCACCCCUACAACACCUUUGCUGCCAGCUUUAGCAGUACUGGGCUCCCUCACUCACACUCCACCACCCGGGUAUAGCCGCCAUGCACACGCUCCACCUCACUGGACCUUGGGCUAUGGGGUCAGACAUGGCAACUCUCUUGGCUCGUACUAUCAAGUGCUUUGCUCUCCUCAUCUCCAGAGCAACGGAGGCUUCAUGGAGUCCGGCAGAGAAGGCGAGACCCCCCCCCCCCGGGCUGUCCUGAGUAAACCCUUUGUGCUCCCAGGUCCAGCUGGCACUGCCAAGGAAGCCCAGGACAGCCCCUCGCCUCCUGGAACCACCGUGGGGGACUCCGCCUGGGCACCUCCUAGUGGGCACUCUUGGAACAGAGCUUUGGAGAACGGCUCCCACAAGCUUAGCUGCCACCUUGUGGCAGGAGAUGGUUGGCAGUUCCUGGAGCUCUUGGACAGGUGCCAUUUGGGGGUGGGUGGGGGUUUUUCUAAACCCCGUAGUGGAUCCUGGAUCCCCUGGCCUUGAUGCUGGGCCUAGCAGGUACUGCUUGGUACCCUGGCUCCAUACCACACUUUUCAUGUUGCGGAGAUUCUGUCUGUCUGUCUGUUUCUUUCCAAAAGACGUUUUUUAAGCAGAUCUUUAGUUCUUUAAACACUAACGGAGACACCGUGUUUUGUCCUUUGUAAAGAUUUUAAACUAAGUGUUCUUGAUACAGCCAAUUAGACACACACGUCACCCAGGCAAGCACAUCCACCCCCCCCCCUCCUCCAGCUGCAUCUGUGCCAAACUCUGAAACCAGCAGGCUUCCCUCGGGGCAGGCAGUGGCACAGAGUAAACCACGAGGCCAUUUUGUACUUUUGAUAUGCCCUUCCUAGCCAUCGUGUCCAAUGGCCAUCCAUGCUCUUGGGGACCAGCAGCUUCCUCCUGCCCUCUGCCCUGGCCAGCUGCAGACCACGGCCCAGCCGCAUCCUUGAGCUUCUUGCCAGCCCACAGCUUGCCCUGCCCUCCAACUCACAGCUACCCCUCUGCUGGUUGGAGAGGCAGGGAAGGAGGAGGGUGGCACGCGUAGGGGCAGGAAGGGGCUUGCCCCCAUGUGUCUGGCUGCCAGGUCCAGGACAAGGGCUGCUGGUUGAUGGAGACCCCGCAGUGGCAGCUUGAGGAUUUGCCACGGGUGGGUCUUGGGCCUGGGGUUGGGGGGAAAGAGGGCAGGGGAAGACAGCAGACAGCAAACCCUGCCUUGUCGGAGUCUGGCUGGCAGGAGGGGCCACCAGGUGGUCAGCAGCACUGUCAGCUGGCAGGUGAGGAUUCUGAGGUGGUGGGAGGGGGACACGUUGAGGAGGGGCUGCAAGCAACUCAGGCGGUGGGAUUUGAUCCAGCUUGCCUGGAAGUUUAAAACUUCUGUGUGUGUCUCCUCCACCCGUCACCAGCCUGCUCCUCGCUGGGGGGUGGGGGUGGGGAAUGUAUCUUGGAGCAGAGGAACGAGAAAAUUCCCAAUAAACUGGAAGGGAUAUUUUUA